UGACUGACAUGGGCCUGACGUAUAUUCCGUCGACGUGUUAUUUCCGGUCGAGAGAGUGACGUGGAAGUGGAUUUGUACGUGGACGCAGAGGUAGCGCUUCAGCAACAAUGAUCAAGAAAUUUGAUAAAAAGGACGAGGAGUCUGGAAGUGGCUCAAACCCCUUUCAGCACCUGGAGAAAAGUGCGGUAUUACAAGAGGCUCGCAUCUUUAAUGAGACCCCAAUUAACCCACGACGAUGUCUGCACAUCCUCACCAAAAUCAUUUAUCUUCUCAACCAGGGUGAGCAUUUUGGGACCACAGAGGCUACUGAAGCCUUCUUCGCGAUGACCCGGCUUUUCCAAUCCAAUGACCAAACACUGCGUCGGAUGUGCUACCUGACCAUAAAGGAGAUGGCCAACAUUUCUGAGGAUGUUAUCAUUGUCACUAGCAGUCUGACCAAGGACAUGACUGGAAAGGAGGACGUGUACAGAGGUCCGGCCAUCAGGGCUCUCUGCCGGAUCACAGAUACCACCAUGCUGCAAGCUAUAGAGAGGUACAUGAAGCAGGCUAUUGUGGACAAGGUCCCUAGUGUCUCCAGUUCAGCUCUGGUCUCCUCAUUGCACAUGGUGCGGAUGAGUUAUGAUGUGGUCAAGCGCUGGGUGAAUGAAGCACAGGAAGCUGCCUCCAGUGACAACAUCAUGGUUCAGUACCAUGCCCUGGGCUUGCUGUACCACCUGCGGAAGAACGACCGCCUGGCUGUCUCCAAGAUGCUUAAUAAAUUCACCAAGUCUGGCCUUAAGUCUCCAUUUGCCUAUUGCAUGCUCAUCCGCAUUGCCAGCCGGCUGCUGGAGGAAACUGAGGGAGGGCAUGACAGCCCCCUGUUCGACUUUAUUGAGAGCUGUCUGAGGAACAAGCAUGAGAUGGUGGUCUAUGAGGCUGCCUCCGCAAUUGUGCACAUGCCCAACUGCACAGCUCGUGAGCUGGCCCCGGCUGUGUCAGUUCUCCAGCUCUUCUGCAGCUCCCCCAAAGCAGCUCUGAGAUAUGCUGCUGUCAGGACCCUAAACAAGGUGGCAAUGAAGCACCCUUCUGCAGUGACUGCUUGUAACCUGGACCUGGAGAACCUAAUCACCGAUUCAAACCGCAGCAUUGCCACACUGGCUAUUACCACGCUGUUGAAGACGGGCAGUGAGAGCAGCGUUGACCGCCUCAUGAAACAGAUCUCCUCCUUUGUAUCCGAGAUCUCCGACGAGUUUAAGGUGGUUGUGGUGCAGGCUAUCAGCGCACUUUGUCAGAAAUACCCCAGGAAGCACAGUGUCAUGAUGAACUUCCUGUCCAACAUGCUGAGAGACGAUGGUGGGUUCGAGUACAAACGGGCCAUCGUGGACUGCAUCAUCAGCAUCAUCGAGGAAAACCCUGAGAGCAAAGAGACUGGGCUGGCGCAUCUCUGCGAGUUCAUUGAGGAUUGUGAACACACUGUGCUGGCCACCAAGAUCCUGCACCUUCUAGGUCGGGAGGGGCCCCGCACACCUUCACCCUCCAAGUACAUCCGCUUCAUCUUCAACCGUGUCGUGUUGGAGAGUGAGGCCGUACGUGCCGCUGCGGUCAGUGCUCUGGCAAAGUUUGGAGCCCAGAACGAUGACCUACUUCCAAGCGUGUUGGUGCUCAUGCAGAGGUGUAUGAUGGACAGUGAUGAUGAGGUGCGUGACAGGGCCACCUUCUACAUGAAUGUCUUGCAGCAAAAGCAGAAAGCACUAAAUGCUGCCUAUAUCUUCAAUGGUCUCUCGGUGUCUGUACCUGGUCUUGAGAAGUCCCUUCACCAGUAUACACUGGAACCAUCCGAAAAGCCAUUUGACAUGAAAACUGUUCCUCUGGCUACCACAACAGUCUCAGAACAGAAGACCGAGUUGGCUCCCGUGGCCUCCAGCAAGCUGCCUGAGAAGCUGGCUCCUUCCCGUCAGGAUAUCUACCAAGAACAGCUGGCUGCUAUUCCAGAGUUUCAGGGCCUUGGCCCUCUCUUCAAGUCCUCAGAGCCUGUGCAGCUCACAGAGGCAGAGACAGAGUAUGUGGUACGAUGCAUAAAACAUACCUUUGCCAGUCACAUGGUCUUCCAGUUUGACUGCACAAACACGUUAAACGACCAGCUCCUGCAGAAGGUGGUGGUACAGAUGGAGCCAUCCGAGGCAUAUGAAAUUGUACAGUAUGUUCCGGCAGCCAGCCUGCCUUACAGUCAGCCAGGCUCCUGCUACAGCCUUGUCCGCCUGCCAGAGGAUGACCCCACAGCAGUUUCCUGCACCUUUAGCUGUACUAUGAAAUACUUGGUGCGGGACUGUGAUCCCAACACAGGCGAGCCAGAUGAUGACGGCUAUGAUGACGAAUAUGUGCUGGAAGAUCUGGAGGUAACAGUAGCAGACCACAUACAGAAAGUUCUCAAGCCCAAUUUUGCUGCAGCAUGGGAGGAGGUGGGCGACGAAUUUGAGAAGGAGGAGACUUUCGCACUUGCUUCUGUCAGAACACUUGAAGAGGCUGUCAACAACAUUGUCAGCUUCCUUGGCAUGCAGCCUUGUGAGCGGUCUGACAAGGUCCCCGAGAAUAAGAAUUCCCACAUCCUGUUCCUUGCAGGUGUGUUUCGAGGGGGUCAUGAUGUGUUGGUGCGCUCACGCCUGGCUCUGGCAGAUGGGGUCACCAUGCAGGUGACUGUGCGGAGUGGGGAGGAGACAGCGGUCGAUGUCAUUCUGGCGUCAGUUGGCUAGCCUACUCGGCUAGCCAAAAGCCUGCGACCUGCAGGCUUGUGUAAGGAAAUUUAAAAUAUGUGUAAUCUGUUUCCUACCUUUGACCUACAUGUUAAAUCAGUAAAGGCUGUGCAGCUUAGUUGACAAAUAGCUUCCAUGUAUUCAGUUUCCUAACAAAUUUGCUUUUUUCUUAUUGUUUAAUUAAAAUGGUGCAUCAUGGGGA
This is a messenger RNA of Paramormyrops kingsleyae, 2931 nucleotides long. It is a transcript of the gene copg2, whose product is annotated as COPI coat complex subunit gamma 2. NCBI's taxonomy places the organism in Eukaryota, Metazoa, Chordata, Actinopteri, Osteoglossiformes, Mormyridae. Gene Ontology annotation, biological process: protein secretion; organelle transport along microtubule; endoplasmic reticulum to Golgi vesicle-mediated transport. Gene Ontology annotation, molecular function: structural molecule activity. Gene Ontology annotation, cellular component: endoplasmic reticulum; Golgi membrane; COPI vesicle coat. The record is from RefSeq and is a predicted model, not a curated record.